AAGAUGGUCAAAGACCAAGAAGACUGAGGAUUGUUUCCAGGACAGAGGAGAAGGGAGAAAAAGAAAUUAUUCAAGAAAUGGGGUCUUCAUCGUCUCCAUCAAGUAAGGAUGAAGAGGCUGAUGAUCCCAACUACUGCUCUCGCAGCUCUCCCCGGAACCUCUUCCAAGAAGCCGUGAUAGCCAUCCUCCGGUGCUUAGGGUUCGAAAGAGAGAACAUGACAUCCCAACAGGUCGGGAGCGGUUUGAGUGGUUCUGCGGAGAAGGAGAGUGAGGGCAAAGAGAGAGAAUCAUCUUCUCCUCUGCAGCCGAAGGAAGAGGGAGAUCAAGGUAAAGGAGAUGAUGGAGGAGGAGCUGCCUCAGUCUCCUUGGUGGAGUAUGACCCACAAUCCGAGGAGGUUGGCGAUCCACCUGCUGCUGGUGCCGAGGAUGAUCCACCCUUUGUAGCACAAGACGAUGAUCCUUCGGCAACAACGGUACUUGCAUUUCGGAAACCUACAGGACCUCCCAUAGAUACAGGAAGGGGUGGGCAAACCAACUAAUUCAAUCUAUUCACAUAUGCAUAUUCCCUGAUUUCCUGUGAUUAAUUCUUAUCAUCAUAUUUCCCUUUUUUUGACAUGCUCUGGGUUAAAUUGGUUUUUCUCUUCGGUUUUGGAGUUUGUUGCUCGUUGUGUCGUUACUGAUUGCUGUUACUAUUCGUUUUUAAACUUUCGGUUGCAUCUUUGCAUGUUGUAUGUAUUUGUGUUCCCAUGGAUUAACUCUGUGUCUGUUGUGCGUACAUUGAAUGUAGAGAUAGAUGUACACUUUCUUACCUUCUGAUAUGAAAACAAUGGACUAUGAGCAUGGUCA
Punica granatum (pomegranate) is the source of this 846-nucleotide messenger RNA. Lineage: Eukaryota; Viridiplantae; Streptophyta; Magnoliopsida; Myrtales; Lythraceae. The record is from RefSeq and is a predicted model, not a curated record.